Bombyx mandarina (wild silkworm) is the source of this 2148-nucleotide messenger RNA. RefSeq lists its product as uncharacterized. The record is from RefSeq and is a predicted model, not a curated record. Lineage: Eukaryota; Metazoa; Arthropoda; Insecta; Lepidoptera; Bombycidae.
AUGAGUAAAAACAACACAAAAUCGCAGACAGCUGAUUUAUCGAAAUACUGCAAGAGUGUGUUUGCACUGAGUUUUGCCAUUGAAAUUAUUGGUUUAGAUGUAUGGAACGAUUUUGAAAAUGGAUUAUUGGACCUCGGAACAUUUGUGCAAGGCUUUAAAAUACAGUAUCAACUGUAUCACGGACAGACAUUUGACUUAGAUAUACUAGUGUGGCCACACGUAGCUAAGGUUUGGUGCGGCAGUAAGUUUGGUUGGGUGAGAUGUUGGCAGUUCUUAGAACGAAGAUGGCUCAGCUUUUCAAUACGACAUGCUUUUCCUGUGAGAGUGGAGGAUCUACGUGAAUUUAUAGCCACUGUUGUCGUCACACCUGGAUCAACAGCUUUGAGUGCAAUUGCGAAAAAUGAUAAGAAUUUUGAAGUUUAUGUUCCGGUUUUGAAAUUUGGCGAACGCCGAUUCUUCGGACCCGUGCUUCAAAGUGAAGAAAGUAUUAGCAGUUAUUGCGAGAAAAUCAUAUGGGAAAACGUGGAGACAUAUAUUCCAUCUUCUCAUUUCGAUGGGUCAUUUGAUAUUCCACAGCCUAUUGAAGAUGUGAGACAGCAAGAUAAAAUUUUAUAUUAUGUUCGAGAAGCCACAUUAAAUCGAAAUUUAUUUGAAAAAGCCGAAGAUGCUGUAAUUGUGCCUGAAGAACCAAAAAAUAAGGUCAGGCGUGAUUCUAAACUUAAAGAAAAGAAGAAGACAACGGAUGUAGCAAAAGUGAAGUUUGAGAUAAAGUUAACUGGUGACGCUAUAUUGGCUGGUGUUGGAAGGAUCAUUGCUUUUGAGGUAUCUGGAGAGAGACCGCCUGAACUAGGUGAAGUUAUAGUUUUGUUGUCAAGCAAUAAUUUACCUGCUAAAGAUGACAAACCAAUAGUUUUUGUGAAUAUUGAAAAGUUAUUUGAUGCCCCUGUUAAUGACUUUAAAAAAUUAAGAAUAUCAAAAUUGUAUACCCGUUGGAAAUUAGGAGAGGAAAGACAUGAUUCUGAACAGCAAACAAUGAAAUUAACGAAAUCAAUAAAUUUUAACGAUCAUCAUGCAGUACCAAUGACUUUUGAAUCAGCUUCUGAAAUUUGUGCAAUUUUCUUAGAUCUCCCUUUUAUAAUUGAGCUUCGAGGAAUUUUGAGUUCAACUGUAAAUGACAAUAAGCCUAUGCUAUUUGGCUAUGAGAAAGCUGACAAAGAUUUUGGAUCUGCUAUCCCGCCCAAAAAAAGAAACAACGACGAUGAUGUUUUGAUUGCUUGCACCAGAAUUGAUGCUCAAUUGUUAGCUAAAACAUCUAAUAACUUUAUUAAAGGAGAAUAUUCAUUAUAUCCGCCAACGAUAUCAGUUGUAGAAUCAAAACGUGAAGACCUUUGCACCAACGAUGUCAAUGCUGUAAAAAGGACCUUGAAACCAACACUUUUGGUACCUCCAAGCCUAGUUUUAGAAGCCCAAAUGACAUUGGAAGUUUCUAUUGGUGUCGUUGGGUGUCAACCACGUAAAUUAACUGAGUGCUUUUCAAGACUGUUUGCCUUGACAUGUAAUAACAACGCGAUAGAAUCUGCGCUAAAGAUUAUUACAGAAGUUAAUGAAUUAGCUGUGGAAACAGGGCAGCGGGAUCAGUUAUUGACAGGGUUUGUUUUAGAUUCUGGCGAUACGGUUUUAUUAUUUGUUGAAGGACCAAGAUAUGGUAAAAUUUUGUACGUAUGGGAAAUGACUGAUGAGUUCAGUUCCGACAUGAAAGUUAUUUAUUCCAGUUCAGCAAGAUAUUCCGCUAGAAUAUAUGAAGAGAUGCUCACAGUAGCCGUGCCCUUUCCUGUUAUGAAGAUGUUUGUUCCUUUAACCUUACUUUUAGCUUGUCCUCCGGUUUAUGUGCGUCCCGCUCUACCACUACCGGCUCGUGCUGCAGUAUUAAAAUUAGGUCGCCUCUUAGCAAGCAACUUAAAUGUAGUUCCGAGUAGCCUUGACGUACCUACGACAGCGGAACUAAGAAGUUUCAGAUUAGAGUUUUGCGUCGCACCUCUACCUCCGCCCGUGUGUGUCGACACUCAAUUAAUAAAAGACGAACCUGAAUUGCAGAAGAGGACGAUAUCACAGUCUAGGGGGCUAUUCCACUUAUGUUCGGACUGGUAG